This is a messenger RNA of Dendrobium catenatum, 684 nucleotides long. RefSeq names its product protein FAR1-RELATED SEQUENCE 5-like. Bases 1 to 684 code for a protein of 227 amino acids. The record is from RefSeq and is a predicted model, not a curated record. Lineage: Eukaryota; Viridiplantae; Streptophyta; Magnoliopsida; Asparagales; Orchidaceae. The transcript has 3 exons.
AUGGCUUUGAUGAAGUGGCUCAAAGGAGGCCUUGAAUCUGAAGUUGCUGCUAUUUUCGGAGAGAUCACAAUAUCUGUAGAGUUAGGAAGCUGUUCUAGUACUGAAUGUGAGGAUGUUUAUGUUAAUGAGAAAGAGGCAUACGAGGCUUAUUGUAAUUAUGGCCAAAAUCUUGGCUUUAGUGUUCGUGAGGAUCAUUACAGUUACUGGCCAAAUUCCAGAAAUUUAAAAUCCAAGGACUUUGUUUGUUCAAAAGCUGAUUUCAAGAAGUUGCCUGAUCUUAAUAUUCAAAGGAAAUAUCAAAAAUCAGAUACCCGAGCUGGUUGUCCAGCCAUGAUUAGGUUUACAGUGGAUGAAGUUGGAUAUUGGAAGGUGAAAAAAUUUAUUGAAAAUCACAAUCAUGAUUUGCCUAGGCUAGAAGACCGGCGUCUUCUUAGAUCAUGCAGGAAUGUGUGUGAUGAAAAAGCUUAUGUUCUUAAAGCAAUGACAGAAGCUGGGAUAAGAACCAUUGAUGCAUUUUCCUUCCUUACUUAUGAAGUUCGAGGUGUCGAAAAUAUUGGAUUCACAAGGAGGGAUGCGUACAACUUUAUUCAAAAAAUAAAAAGAGUAAAGAUUGAAUUUGGAGACACUAAUACUUUGAUUGAGUUAUUUAAAGAACGCCAACUUAAUGAUAACAUGUUCGCUUGA